AUGUCAAGUGUUGGUACAAAGAAGAAAUUAGUUGAACAGCUUCGUCAAGAAGCAUCCAUAGAUAGACAAAAAGUUUCAACUGUUUGUAAAGAUAUAAUUAAAUUUUGUCAAGAUCAUGAAUCGGCUGAUGUACUCGUACGUGGCUGGGUGAGUCCAAAAGACAAUCCAUUUAAAGAAAAAGCUGGUUGUUUGCUCUUAUGA
This is a messenger RNA of Didymodactylos carnosus, 201 nucleotides long. NCBI's taxonomy places the organism in Eukaryota, Metazoa, Rotifera, Eurotatoria, Philodinida, Philodinidae. The record is from the annotation of a GenBank genome assembly.